AUGGAUCAUCUCCAACGAGCAAUAUAUCAUUUUCGUGGUCAACAUAGACGAGCUUCCACUCAGUUCUUUGUGGAUCUUCAAGUAGGCCCUCGAUACCAAACAUUCGGGCGAGGUCAUGCCUUAGCUCUUCAUACCCUUUGUAACGUGUCACGUCUAUGGUUCUCCCCACAGAGCCUCACGACAAAUCGGGCUCCAUCACAUUCUGCAUAUCCUUCCCUGCAUCAUAACCCCUCGAAAGCAAAGCAUCGGGCGCCAGCCUGUCGUCUCCCGGCCCAAAAGCAAGCCCGGUUUUCCCAUGCGACUGCACAUCACUCCCGUCAAAUCCGCUCAUCGGAAAACCCUGCUGCAGCAAGCCACCUGCGUCCAGACAGUACGAGGUUGACGAUGACGUGGCAUCCACAUGUUCGCCACCUGUCAGCAUCCUGUACUUGGCCGGCUGGUCAGGCAUCUUCGAGUUUGGAAGCUCGUUCUUUAUCCGCACAUCUGCCGCAUUUUCGAGCAAACCGCUGGGCCCUGUUUGGCUUCUCGCCAAAGUCGUCCGCGAAGUCGAGCACGACGGGCCAUCUCCAUUGGUGUGUGCCGAGUUUGUUCUCACCAAAACCGGUGCCUUUUGCUGGCACUGAAAUUGAUUUUGAACAGGAAAGGAGUUCCCGUCCAGCUGCUGUGUGGGUAAUGAAAGAUUUUGAGCUUGCUGAGUUAUUUGGACUUGCUGUUUUUGAGGAUGCAUCUGAGAUUCCAGCAAGGGAUUCAUUUGGGAUGACAAUUGUUGCUGUUGUUGUAGUUUCUGAAGAAGUUGCAUUUGGAGCUGCUGUUCAGAAAGCAAAUGCUGUGACUUGGGCUGUUGUGCUGUUGGCCUCUGGGCCAAGCUUUGCUGUAAAGCCUGCAAAGUUUGGACUUGCUGCAUUUGCAUCUGUUGCUCUUGGGGUCUGUGUGCAAGGCUCGAUAACUGGUCAACGUGUGGCUGAAAGGACGAAUCUUGAGAUGUUUGCACUGUUUGCUGCAUGUGUUGGGAGUAGGCACUCAUCAUUUGCUGCGAAUUUCGAUUUAUUGUUCUGUGAGGGUAGAGUUGGGGAUUGGAAGCUUAGUAGUUUCGAGGGGUCGUCUGGUUUGGCGAGACUGAGGCCCGGGAAUAUGGAGCUCGACGAGUCUUUCAAGCCAAAGUCGUCAGCUAGCCAUGGCAUGUUUCGCCGGAACAUAUUCUCUAUGUCUGAAUCGUCAUCUAACAAGGGAAGAAAACAAAUAAACCCCAAGAUGAUAUUCGAAUCAACUGUUGAGAAACUUGAGGGAUGUAAAUAUAAGAGAAUAGAAAUGAGAAUUAAGCUGUCGAAAAAUGAUACACAAAAUGAGGGAGAGGGAACAAACUGUAAGAAGGAUAAAGGGCUUCCACGGCGCCAGCUGGCAAGAGGUUUCUUUACCUGGGAGACCGGGAUGUUUGGGGAACUUUGGUCUGAAAAACGGUGGUGGGCAUAUGUAAAAGGGAGUUAUGACAGGUUCAAUCUCCCAAAUCGAGACUCGGCUAGGACGUUCCCCAGCUGUAGAUUCAUCCCAUCCAACCUGAUUAGGUCCCAAAAGAGAAAAAACGAAUAUUGUAAAAGGGCUGUUAUUUGCGGCUGCAUGAGCAGCUGCAGCAAGAAUCCCGAUAUGCAUGCUGUCGCUUGA
Molecule: messenger RNA, 1659 nt
Organism: Striga asiatica
Lineage: Eukaryota; Viridiplantae; Streptophyta; Magnoliopsida; Lamiales; Orobanchaceae
Source: the annotation of a GenBank genome assembly